GAGAUGGGGUUUCACCGUGUUAGCCAGGAUGGUCUCAAUCUCCUGACCUCAUGAUCCACCCACCUUGGGCUCUCAAAGUCCUGGAAUUACAGGCAUGAGCCAUUGCACCCGGCCCAAAAGCUUUGUGUUUUUACAGAUAUUAGACAUGUUUCUUGUUUAAGAAAAAAAAUCUUAACAAAAACGUAGGAGAAUAAGAGAAACAUUUUUCCAAAAAAGAGAAAUCAUUGUGAUGAUUUUAUCUUAUUAGAAUGUUGGAUAAUAUAGUCUGCUUCAUUAAUCAUCAAGCAUGCUAUGCAUUUUCUAUUUUUAUAGGAUCUGUAUCUCAGUUAAGGUAAUACUGGUAAUUUUUGCACUGUAAUCAAAGAUGAAAAAUAUAGGCCAAAAUCAUAGACCUUGCAUAGAAGCUGGAUAAUGAAGACAGCUAUGGAGAAAAACAGAUACACACACACGGACACACAUAUAUAUAAAGUAUACACACAUAUAUUUUUUAAAGUUUUAAAGCUUUUAAAGCAAAAGCCGGCCCCUCUUCUCUUCCAGAGUGGGAGGCCUCUCCGCUCUCUUAGAGUGGGUGGGGAGAGCGGUUGCCAUGGGCAGCUUUCCUUGUGAGUCACAGGGCCCUCUGGCCACGCUGCUGUGUGGCCACGCCCCCUUGCCCUUUCAUCUUUCUCAUUGACCAAUGGGCUUGGAGCAUUAAGGCCACGCCCCUAUUCCGCAUUCUACUGGGGCCCUGGUUACGCCUCCUCUGGCUCAGUCACACAGCUGUCUGGUAGGUGACUGGAAGCAUUGAUCGGUGCUUACUGAGAUUUUGCUGCUGUGGCCCCAACCCUUCCUCCCUCCCCAACCCUUCCUCCCUCCCCAACCUGCGAUGGCAGAAGAAACUCAACACAACAAAUUGGCUGCAGCCAAGAAAAAGUUAAAAGAAUACUGGAAGAAAAACAGCCCUAGAGUUCCAGCAGGAGCAAACAGGAACACAAAAACAAAUGGCAGUAUCCCUGAGAUAGCCACUUGUGGUGGUUGCCAGCCACCUGGGGAUUCAGCAACAGGUUUCCACAGGGAAGGCCCUACAUCAUCUGCCACCCUGAAAGAUCUGGAGAGCCCGUGCCAAGAACUAGCAGCAGUCCUGGAUUCAAGGUCCGCAGAAAUCACCCAACUGAAGAACACCAUCAAAUCUUUGAAACAACAGAAGAAACAACAGGAACAUCAGCUGGAAGAAGAAAAGAAAGCAAACAACAAAAAACAGAAAGCCAAAAGGGUGCUAGAGGUUCAAAUCCAGACAUUGAACAUAGAGAAAGAAGAACUACAUACGGACCUGUACCACAUGAAACAUUCUCUCAGAUACUUUGAAGAAAAGUCCAAGGAUCUGGCUGUCCGCCUGCAACGUUCGUUGCAGCGUAAAGGAGAGUUAGAGAGUGUUCUCUCUGAUGUCAUGACCACACAGAAGAAGAAGGCAAACCAGUUUUCCAGCCCCAGUAAAGCUCGUACGGAGUGGAAGUUAGACCAGUCCAUGCGGGAGCAGGAACUACUGAAAGUGCAGCUGACACAGUUGAAGGAGUCAUUUCAACAACUCCAAUUAGAAAGACACGAGUAUGCUGAACAUCUAAAAGGAGAGAGGGCCCGGUGGCAGCAGAGGAUGAGAAAAAUGUCGCAGGAGAUUUGCACAUUAAAGAAACAGAAGCAGCAAGAUAUGCGUCGGGUAGAGGAGCUGGAGAGGAGCUUGUCGAAACUCAAAAAGCAGAUGGCUGAACCCUUGCCCCCAGAGCCCCCAGCAGUGCCCUCUGAGGUGGAGCUGCAGCACCUGAGGGAGGAACUAGAGAGAAUGGCAGGAGAGCUCCAGGCCCAGGUCAAAAACAAUCAGCGCAUAAGUCUCCUGAACCGGGGACAAGAAGAGAGGAUUCGGGAGCAGGAAGAGAGGCUUCGGAAGCAGGAGGAGAGGCUCCAGGAGCAGCACAAGAGCCUUCAGCAGCUGGCCAAGCCACAAAGCGUCUUCGAGGAGCCGGAGCGCCUGGAAGCUGCCAGCCAGCAGAAACAGCAGCUAACAGCCCAGCUGAGCCUCAUGGCUCUCCCUGGGGAAGGGCACGGAGGAGAACAUCUGGACAGUGACGGGGAGGAGGCACCUCAGCCCGUGCCGAGUGUCCCACAGGACCUGGAGAACAGGGAGGCCAUGAGCAGCUUUAUGGACCACCUGGAGGAGAAGGCAGACCUGAGUGAGCUGGUGAAGAAAAAAGAACUUUGCUUCAUCCACCGCUGGCGAGAGAGAUACCAUCAGAAAAUCCAUCACGUUUUAUCAGAACCAGGGGGCCGUGCCAAAGAUGCGGCACUGGGAGGAGGACACCAUCAGGCUGGAGCUCAGGGAGGAGAUGAAGGUGAAGCUGCUGGAGAUGCAGCAGAUGGUAUUGCGGCUUACAGCAACUACAACAAUGGGCACAGAAAAUUCCUGGCCGCUGCCCAGAACCCUGCUGAUGAGCCCGGUCCAGGAGCCCCAGCCCCCCAGGAGCUUGGGGCUGCAGACAAGCAUGGUGAUCUUUCUGAGGUGAGCCUCACCUCCUCUGCCCAAGGAGAGGCCAGGGAGGAUCCUCUCCUUGACAAGCCUACUGCACAGCCGAUCGUGCAGGACCACCAGGAGCACCCAGGCUUGGGCAGCAACUGCUGUGUGCCGUUCUUUUGCUGGGCUUGGCUGCCAAGAAGAAGGAGAUAAACAUCACCAUCCUCAAAAAGCUGCUGAAGAAAUUUUUAAAUAAGAAACCAAGUUAUGGGGUUAAUCUCCUACACAAUUCAUUUACUUCCUUUGAAUGUUAGAGUCACUCAUGAUUAUUUGUGUUUCUAAUUUAUAGUUUAAGUUUAUUUGUAAAAAGUUAAAAGGUCUCUGUGGCUCUCACUGAUGUUCACUCUGGCAUCCUUUAGCAUUUUUCUUUUUUAAUUUCAUAAUUGUAGGUCAUUAGCAUGCAUAUCGAGUUUGCCCUUACGUGGUGGGAGUUCAAACACACAAAGACCCACCCUUUGCCCAAAACUGUUCUCUUUGGUUUGGAAUAGGCUGCCAUGCUUUUUUAAUGUUAUUGCAGCAUGUAUAUUCACUACAGCAUUCAGACAAAAUUUGCCUAUGUUCUGCUGUUGUUUGAUCUAAUCUUAAUCACAGUGAGCUCUUCAUUAGCUCAAUAUGUAGUUUGCCCCCAAGUGUGCACUGUUUAUUACUUUGUAAUAUGCCACCAAGAGUACUGAGAUUUAGAGUUGUUUAAAGGCCAAGAACUGGAAACAGCCUUUCCUCCAUUUUCUGUGUAUUGGUGAUGGGAGUGAUAACCUUUUGGGGGAGCUUUUUAAAUCUCACAGAAGAGGAAAGUGGCCUCCUCUGGCAGGUAUGUGCAGGAUAGAGUGUGUUUCAUCUGUUCCGGUGCCAGGAAUUAGCGGUGUAUUAUGGUGGUGCCCUUAGGAUUUGUAUGUGCUCUGGGCUCAUGAAGAUAUUGCAUCAUGAGCUGCAGCAGUUGUACUCUUUUUCGAUGACCUAAAAAGGGCUUAUUUCUGAGGAAUGAAAGGUUCCCAUCGUUGACUGUGGACGUGGAAAACCUUUCCUAGCUUAGAGCAUUUGUAUCUACAAUACAUUUUAAAGUCAGAGUUCAUGUUACCUGUUUUAAUCACAUGACUACAUGCCCCAGUACACAAAAGGGCACUGGUUGGCAUUCUUCUUAAUGUAUUUAGUGAAGAUCAGAAGAAAUCCUUUACGAGUUCAAAUGUCCCUGGAACAGGCAUACAGGCUCUAGUCAAGAAUGAAUUAGAGUGAAGGAAAGCUGUGUGACACCUGGCAUUCCUCUCUGUUCACGGAGAUUCUUUGAGGCUUGAAGAUUGAUUUUACCAUCUAGACCUCUUUGGCUAAUACCUAUUCUUCAACUACCUUGGUUAUUCUGACAUAGGAAUUUACUUCUUUUUCCUUGAAUGGAAAACACUUUGAAAUAAUAAUAAACACUGUUAUAAACUAAUAUAUGUCAGAGUGCUUAGUUGAAACAAAAAGGAGUUUUAGUAGACAGUAUUAUACUAUCUAUCUUUGAAAAUCAAGGAGAAGUUUAUGCAACUUAAAAUGUGUACAAACUGCAGUGCAAUCUACUGUUUGUGAAUGUCAAUGUAUUAUCAGGAAAUGUGUCUAUACAAUCACAGAGUUAUAUUUUCUCACAAACUUCUUUACAAAGUGAAAUAUGUUUUUGUACCUCUGGGUUUCAGUCAGGGACAUAUUUUGUACAGUAUUUAUGCGAUUGUGCCUAUGCAUGAUGAAUGAAUGCAUUUCAGUCAUAUAUUGCCUAAAUCAUAACUUGAUGAUGCUUGGGAAAGACUCAACAGUUAAAACUUCAUGAAGUUCUAAUGUCUGUGUUCCAAAACACAUCACAUUGUUAGGAUGCAGGGAGAUAGGUGUGUGUGCUCCCUGCGGUGGGGAUUUCUAGUUACUAGAUCAUCUCCAUUUUUAGCAUUUGGCAUCCUCAUGAUACUUCUAUAAAUAUGACAUUAACAGGAGAGCAACAAUACGAUUUUACGGAUGGAAUAACAGAUUUGCUGGCAUUCACUGAAAGAGUGCAAAUAUUCGGUCCUUGUGACUUCAACUGACUCUUCCAAAUUUUAUGAAUGUAUCAAUGUAUUAGAUAAACCCAGUUUCAGAAUGAUAAAGAAAAAAUGUUAGACCAAAUAAUGCGGCUAAUUAACAGUGGUACGAUUUCUAGCCCAUGGGUUUAAAAUGCACUUAAAGUCCUGUUCUCGCCUUUUAUUUUCUGAACUUGCCGCUUUUGCAUUCUUUGAGUUCAGUUUAAAGACAGUUACUUUAAGAGCAUUUUAAACCCUCGGGGUAGAAAUCGGACCACUGUUAAUCAGCCACAUUAUUUGGUCUAACGUUUUUUCUUUUAUCAUUCUGAAACUGGGUUUAUCUAAUACAUUGAUAAAUUAUUUCAAAGGUACUUUUAUCGUUGAAAUCACUUCACUUUUACCCUGAUAAAUAUCAGUGACUAGAAAUGACCUUCGGAUAGCGUUUAGCAUCUGUAACCAAUCUGACAAUAAUGUGUUCAUGAGGUGCCUAUGGAUUAAAUCACACACUGGCAUAUUUAAGCUGAAGGUCAGUCUGGAAAAUGAAUUUACUAUAUUGACUGAAAUACCACUCUUUGUGUAGGCAUUUGGCAUAUAUUUAAGAAAAAGCUAAAAAGAAUGGAAAUUGUAUGACAAUGACUUAAGUCUUUCUUCAAAGUGCAUGCAGUCUUUUGUGAUACCUCAUUCAGCCGAGUAUUUGUGCUCUUCCUCAUUGAGUAUAAGGCAGCUUUCAGUUUGCUUAGAAGACAACAUUGGAAUAUUAGAGUUCAUCAGAAUCAUAGAAUUUUAAAAUCUGAGUCCCACUGAAUACCUUUGAGUUUCUGUAGGAAGAAUCAAAACACCUGUUUAAAGAUUGCCAUAUAUAAUAAUCAUUUUAAAAGUAUUUGAUGAAACCUGAUAGAUUUUCCAGAAAUGAAAAAAAUCAGCUCUAAAACCAAAGCUGAUUUUUAGAAAAUUUGAAAAUGUAAAUCAGCCCUAUCCAUAAUAUAGUUUCUCUAAAACUUUAUCUUAGAGUCAUUUUAAAAUAAUAUAACUAUUAACAAAUGUAACUGCUAUCUUAAUGUUCUGAAAUAAGUUAAAACAUUUUAAAAUAUGAAUACUGUGGUAUAAAAGAAAGAAACAAUGGGAAGGAAAACCAGAGAAAGAAAUGCCAAUUCCAGUCCAAAGCUUUAUUUGCCAAGUUUUCUUAGAAUGAAUUUUACCAGUUUAUGAAUUCUUGUAAACAGAAUGUGUCAUGGAAAUACUGAAAGAUUUUUCCCUAGAGUGGCCUUAUUGACUGCUGGUGUGAUGCCACUGUAAUGUAAUAAAUCAUUAAAUUGUUUCAAAGUGUUGUUUUUGCCUUAAAAUUUUAUUUUGUGUUUCUUGAAAACUAUAGUAUUAAAGGUAUUGAUAUUGUGCAAA
Messenger RNA from Gorilla gorilla gorilla (western lowland gorilla), 5955 nucleotides. RefSeq names its product putative golgin subfamily A member 8I. The transcript is spliced from 18 exons. NCBI's taxonomy places the organism in Eukaryota, Metazoa, Chordata, Mammalia, Primates, Hominidae. The record is from RefSeq and is a predicted model, not a curated record. Gene Ontology annotation, cellular component: Golgi cis cisterna; Golgi cisterna membrane; Golgi apparatus. Gene Ontology annotation, molecular function: protein binding. Gene Ontology annotation, biological process: Golgi organization. The coding region runs from base 866 to 2695 and encodes 609 amino acids.